AUGCCGCCCUACGCGAAUAUCAGCUCCCACCGCGACUCCCUCGAGCUCGCCUCCCUCGCCUCCUCCUCCCGCGCCGAAUCCGUCGUCUCAGACCUCCCCUCCUCGCGGCCCUCAAUCUCCUCCUCCCGCAAGCUCUCCUUCGAGGCCGAAGACCCCCUCGACGCCGCGAACCCGGCCGCCAGCUCAGGCCGCCCCAACCGCCACGACCGCUCCUACUCCGUCUCCUCCGGCUUCGACUUCGCAGCGAACCUCUUCCCCCUGAGCUCCACAGCCGGCGCCGGCCCGGGCGGCUACGCCCCGAUCGGCGCCCCGACAUCCACCGCGAUACAGAACGGCGGCCUCGGCGGCGGCAGUCUCGAGAAGCACAAGACCCUGACCUACCUGAACGGCCUGAGCCUCAUCGUCGGCCUCAUCAUCGGGAGCGGCAUCUUCUCGAGCCCAAGCCAGGUGAGCUCCAAGGUCGGCUCGCCUGGCGCCGCCCUCGUCGUCUGGGUCAUCGCCGGCGUGCUGGCCUGGACCGGCGCCGCGAGCUACGCGGAGCUGGGCGGUGCGAUUCCGCUCAACGGUGGUGCGCAGGUCUAUCUCGCGAAAAUCCUGGGCGAGAUGGCCGGGUUCCUGUUUACGUGGGUUGCCGUGCUGGUCUUGAAGCCCGGUAGCGCCGCCAUCAUCGCCAUCAUCAUGGGAGAGUACCUCGUGAGGGCGGCCAUUGGCGCCGAGGCCGAGAGCCUGAGCCCGUGGAUCAACAAGGCGGUGGCCAUGGUGGGUUUGAUUCUGGUCACGGUCAUGAACUGCGUGUCGACGAAGCUGGGCACCAAGGUGAACGACUGGCUCAUGUUCUUGAAGUUCGUCGCCCUGCUAGGCGUCACCGUCAUCGGCAUCGUCGUCGCCAUCACGGGGAAGACGGUCACGGGCAAGGCAAACCUGGAGUGGAAGACGCACGAUUGGUUCUCCGGCACGUCGACGGACCUGUCGAACUGGGCCGUAGCUCUGUAUGCCGGCCUGUGGGCAUACGACGGCUGGGACAACACAAAUUACGUCGUCGGCGAGUUCCGCAACCCGAGCCGCGACCUCCCCCGCGUAAUCCACACCGCGAUGCCCCUCGUCAUCCUCUCCUACGUCCUCGCCAACAUCUCCUACUUCCUCGUCCUGCCCCUCGCCACCGUCAACGCCUCCAACACGAUCGCCGUCCAGUUCGGCGCAAAGGUCUUCGGCCCCGUCGGCUCCCUCGUCCUGGCCCUCAUCGUCUCGGCGUCCUGCUUCGGCGCCCUCAACUCCUCCACCUUCACCUCCUCCCGCCUGGUCUACGUCGCCGGGAAGGAGGGCUACAUCCCCUCCAUGUUCGGCCGCAUCGGCCUCUCCCCCUCCGACUCGGCCUCCCACCACUCGGUCCAGACCUCGCGCACCUCCCGCGGCCGCGUCGCCAACGCCCUCAUCCGCGCCCUCGGCGACGACGACAUGGGCCUCUUCUACACCCCCGUCUGGGCCCUCGUCCUCAACGGCCUCCUCACCGCCGCCUACAUCGUCGUCGGCGAGUUCGGCACCCUCCUCACCUUCUACGGCGUCGCCGGCUACACCUUCUACUUCGUCACCGUCCUCGGCCUCAUCAUCCUCCGCGUCCGCGAGCCCCAGCUCGACAGGCCCUACCGCACCUGGAUCACCACCCCCAUCAUCUUCUGCUGCGUCUCCCUCUUCCUCCUCAGCCGCGCCGUCUUCGCCCAGCCCCUCCAGACCGUCACCGUCGUCCUCUUCGUCGUCGCCGGCGUCCCCGUCUACUUCUGGCGCAUCCGCGGCCGCGACCAGCAGGUCAUCAAGCGCGAGACCAGACACCCCGGCGGUCACGACGAGAGGCCAUGGUGGCAGUUUUGGAAACGGUCAUGA
This is a messenger RNA of Colletotrichum karsti, 1878 nucleotides long. Its product is annotated as amino acid permease. The transcript has 2 exons. Gene Ontology annotation, molecular function: L-amino acid transmembrane transporter activity. Gene Ontology annotation, cellular component: membrane. Gene Ontology annotation, biological process: amino acid transmembrane transport. Lineage: Eukaryota; Fungi; Ascomycota; Sordariomycetes; Glomerellales; Glomerellaceae. The record is from RefSeq and is a predicted model, not a curated record. Bases 1 to 1878 code for a protein of 625 amino acids.